AUGUUCACCAAGAAGAGUCUCUUCGCCGUUGCCAGCUGUCUGGCUCUGGCUGCUGCGGAGACCUCGUCCGUCGAGUAUCCCACUGCGGCUGAGAUUGAGGCUGCUCGAAACUCGGUCCUCCCAUUCUCGCCCGUCUCGAAUGUCAAGGGUGUCGCAUUCGACCGAUUUGUCAACAUCUGGAUUGAGAACACUGAUUUCGACACCACGGCGGCCAAUGCAAACUUUCAAGCUCUGGCCAAAGAAGGAAUUCUCCUGACCAACUACUUUGCCGUCACCCAUCCGUCCGAGCCCAAUUACUGCGCUUCGGCUGCCGGUGAUGAUUUCGGCAUGGACAAUGACGCCUGGCAUCAGAUUCCCGCCAAUGUCUCCACCAUCGCCGAUCUGUUUGACACCAAACGCGUGUCCUGGGGCGAGUAUCAAGAAGACAUGCCCUACGCAGGCUACCAGGGUUUCCGCUACCCUACUUCAGGACCCAACCGCUACGUGCGCAAGCACAACCCCCUCGUGCUCUUCGACUCGGUCACCAACGACGCCGUACGACCCCGUCAAAUCAAAAACUUCACCACGUUUUACGAGGACGUCCAGCACGAACGUCUCCCCCAACACAUGUUCAUCACCCCGAACAUGACCAACGACGCCCACGACACGAACAUCAAUGUCGCCGGCACCUUUCUCACCCGCUUCAUGACCCCGCUCCUGAAAAACAAAUACUUCACCAAAGACACCCUCAUCCUGAUCACUUUCGACGAAACGUCCACCUACAAGCAAUCCAACCGCGUCUACUCCAUUCUCCUCGGUGGGGCCAUCCCCAAACACCUCCAGGGCACCAAAGACGAUACUUUUUACACCCACUACUCCGUCAUCGCCUCCCUCAGCGCAAACUGGGGUCUCCCGUCGCUGGGACGCUGGGACUGCGGCGCCAACUUGUUCAACCUGGUCGCUGAAAAGACCGGCUACGUCAAUUGGGAAGUGGACAUUAACGCCAUCGACGCAAAUGAUUACUUGAAUCAGACUUCUCCCGGCCCAUUGUCGGAUGGCUCCCACACAGAGUUUAUUUCGCAGUGGCCUGUUCCCACCACGCAGGAGCGCUGCUCUGCGGGCCAUGGGAUUCUGGAUCUCGUCAAGAAGACGUACAAGGGUAUGCAGCCCACGUAUAACUACACUAGUCCGGUUCCGUAUAGUGUUCCGGCAGGAAUCAAUGUGGGUGUGAAGUAUACCCGGAUGCAGAAGCACGGUCACAAGGAGAGUGGUAUUACAAAUUAG
Penicillium oxalicum is the source of this 1263-nucleotide messenger RNA. Its product is annotated as putative acid phosphatase. The coding region runs from base 1 to 1263 and encodes 420 amino acids. Gene Ontology annotation, biological process: phospholipid catabolic process. The transcript has 4 exons. Lineage: Eukaryota; Fungi; Ascomycota; Eurotiomycetes; Eurotiales; Aspergillaceae. Gene Ontology annotation, molecular function: hydrolase activity, acting on ester bonds. The record is from RefSeq and is a predicted model, not a curated record.